Heterotrigona itama is the source of this 6339-nucleotide messenger RNA. The record is from the annotation of a GenBank genome assembly. NCBI's taxonomy places the organism in Eukaryota, Metazoa, Arthropoda, Insecta, Hymenoptera, Apidae.
AAAAUAUUUAAAAAAAUAUUAUAAUUAAUUUUACAUAUUUAUUCAGGUUUAUUAUAACUUUUAUAUAGUUAUUAUUAUAUUACAUUAUUUUGUAAUAAUGUUUUGUAAUACAUUAUUUUGCAUUAAUUAUAAUAACAAAGAUAUCAAAACAAAUUAUAAAAUUAAUAAAACAUUUUAUAUACAACAUAUGAAUUUCUACCAUUUAUAAAAAAAAUACAAACAGCAUCUAAUUUGAUUAACAUAAUAUUGACUAUUAAACUUCAUCUUCAUUUAAGAGCAUAUUUGGUAUUCCAUCAUUAAUAGGAAAUUUUCUGCCAGAUUCUGGGCAUAAUAGAUCUCCAUUAAUGACUUCAACUUCCAAUAAUACAUGAUGAACCUUUUUUAAAAAUUCUUCAUUUGUUUCAAAGUCUUGAAUUAAUGUUUGUGGUAAUUCUCCAACAUGACCUAUACUUUCUGCAGCUUUCCAAAGUGUAGCCCAAUCAAGUUUUGGAAUUAUUCUUGCAAUAAAUUCUGAAUUGAAAUCUACUUCUGACACUUUAAUAUCCUUUGCCUGACAAUUCCAAGAGGAUAUCCAACAGUUACACCUUUCAAGCAUUUUGAAGUUAACAUAUUAUGUGUUAAAAGUUUCAUUUUUUUAUUAAUAUUAUUCAAUCGCUUAUUAAUUAAAAUAAUUCGAAAAAAUUAUGAUUUUAUUGUUAAAAUAUCUUACAAAUUCAUUGCACGUUAGUAUUGAUGCCGGCUUUUACCAACUUAUACACGCUCCAAUUUCAAGAUGCAAUUCAAUGCGAUUGUAUUAUAUUACGAAUUGUUUUCACAUUUAAAUUAUGAUAUAUUUAAGAUCUAUUACAAUAAAUUGACUGACAGUCACGUGAUUUCAAUUGUACUUUCCGUUGUGAGGUUAGUUUUUCAGAAAAAAUGUUAUGCCUUGUUUUUUAAAUAAUCUAUUAGAUUAUUUCAUUUUGUUAGAUCUUCUCAAAAUACAAUUAGCAGAAUAAUUAUAUCAAAUUAAUACUAAAAAUAUUUUACUCCACAUAAAACUAUGACAAAUUACAAAACAUAUGGUGUGUAACCUACCCGUAUAUAUCAUAGUUUGAGGUGGAAAAUCGUUUGAACAGCAAACUGACAGUAGCCACAUCAUCUGGCCUUGAUAAAAAUACGCAAUCAGCUGUUAUUGUUACUCGUUUAUUUUUUUUUUUUGUAUCGUAUUUAAAUAUAUAUAUUUUUACUAGAAUCUGCCAGUCAUAUUUUAACACAUCACCAGCUUACUUUAAAAAUAAUCAAGAACUUGUAUAACCUAAUAUAAGUAAGAGAUUUGAUUUAAUUUUUCAGUUCUUAAGUUUUCUAUAUAUAUUAAAAACUAUAUGAUAAAUGUUAAUAAUUGAAUAGUGCAAAUCUACAUUUUGUCAGUAAUAAUAUGUAUUUUUAUUAAAUUCAUAGUGCUUGUGUGAUAAUUUCCAAAAAAAAAAUGCUACAGAAGAUAGAAAGAUAAAGAUAUCAGUAACAAACGUGUUAGAUUAGUGCAUAUUUAAUUUGCACUGUAAUAUAUUAUUUUCAUCAUGCAAUAAUGAUAUUCUAACAAAACAAAUCACAAAAUAUAUAAAAAAACAAUGUGCGCUAUUAUAAGUAUAAGAUCUUGACAUCAAAAGGAAUAUAUUUUCUAAUGCAAAAGAAAAUGGCUUGUGAAUUACUUAUUUGGGGAUUACUAAUGUUAAGUCUACAAGCAUUGUUAGUUGCAUCCGAAGAUGACCCAUUGGAAUAUAUGAGCAAAGAAGAACGGGAAGCAUUAAAGAUAAUGCGUAUCCUGCUGAUGAAUUAAUGCCAUUAAGUUGUAAAGGAAGGUACAGAGGAUCAGAACCAAAUAGAGGUGAUAUAGAUUCUACAUUGGGCAAGUAUUAGGAGAUUUAGAGGAAUUUGAACAUGCAGUUAAACUUGUUGUCAGAGAUGUUAGCUUUGACACUGAUGUUAUAGUUUCUCUAUUUGAAACUAAUAUUAGAAUGCUUGGGGGUCUUCUAAGUGGUCACAUACUAGCAGAAUAUUUACAACAAAGAGCUGACAUAAUGCCUUGGUAUAGAGGUGAACUUCUAAAUUUAGCCAAAGAUUUAGGAUAUAGAUUUUUACCUGCAUUUAACACAACUACAGGAAUACCAUAUGGCAGAAUAAAUUUAAAAUAUGGUAUGAAAAGUGUACCUUUGGAAAUAUCACGAGAAACAUGUACUGCUUGUGCAGGAAGUAUGAUUUUAGAAAUGGCAGCAUUAUCAAGGUUAACUGGAGAACCAAUAUUUGAAGAGAAAGCACAAAAAGCAAUGGACGUUCUAUGGAGAAUGCGUCAUCGCGGUACUGAUUUAAUGGGAUCUGUAUUAAAUGUACAUUCCGGUGAUUGGGUAAGAAGAGAUUCUGGUGUUGGAGCAGGUAUAGAUUCCUACUAUGAAUAUUGUCUUAAAGCAUACAUUUUAUUGGGUGAUGAAAAGUAUCUUGGACGCUUUAAUAAACAUUAUCAAGCAGUAAUGAAAUAUGUAAGCCAAGGACCAAUGUUAUUGGAUGUACAUAUGCACAGACCAAAUACGAACUCGAAAAAUUUUAUGGAUGCUUUAUUGGCCUUUUGGCCUGGUUUGCAGGUACACUGGGGACAUCAUCCAUUAAGGCCGGAAUUUUUAGAAUCAACGUACUUCCUCUAUCGUGCUACUGGCGAUCAUUAUUAUUUAGGAGUUGGCCGUAAGGUACUCAAAAGUCUGCAAACUUAUGCCAGAGUACCAUGUGGUUAUGCUGCUGUAUCAGAUGUUAGAACUAAUAAGCAUGAUGAUACAAUGGAUAGCUUUGUAUUAUCCGAAACUUUUAAAUACUUAUUUCUGUUAUUCGCGGAGCCAGGUGAACUACUUUUAGAUUUGGAUGAAUUUAUUUUUACAACCGAAGGACAUCUAUUGCCAUUAACACUUGCUUCUAUAAGGACUAAUAUUUCUUCGCAAGAUUUUGAACGAGAUAUUGUUCAUGUGGAUGAGAUGGACCGUACUUGUCCUAAUAGUUUACAUUUAUUUCCUGCAUCAGUAAGACAACCUUUGAGAAACAUGGUUGAAGACGUCUAUCCAAGACGUGUAUUAAAAAGAAGAUUAAGUGCUGCACAAUUUCAGGCAAAUAAUUUGGAGCAUUUAAAAUUGUUAAGUGAUAUGGGAAUAACGACUUUAACUUUGGCAGAUGGACGUGUUCAACUGUUGCAUACAUUUUCUAAUGCCAAAACACCACAGGAUUCAGAAGAAGGAUUAUUAUUUAUGCAAGAAAUGAUUGAAAUAAGUAAAAUGCAAUCCCAACAAACUGAAGCUAAACCACAAGCUGUCACGUUUGUAAAACCAAAUAUAAAUCCACCUCAAAUAGUUACGCUAUUAGCUGGACCAGCUCAAUUUGGAUUAGAAUUACAAGGAUUAAAUAAAAUAACUGGAAAAGUUGUCUUUACAUUUCCAUCUACUGCAUGUACCGAUCUUCAUAAUGCAGAUAAACUUAUAGGCAAGAUAGCAAUAAUGGGUCGGGGUAACUGUAUGUUUAUAGAGAAGGCAAGACGAAUUCAACAAGCAGGUGCUGUUGCUGGAAUAGUGUUGGAUAAUGUAGAUGGUUCUAGUGCUGCAAAUUCGCCUAUAUUUGCCAUGUCAGGAGAUGGAAAAGAAGUAGAUGAUGUAACUAUUCCAGUUGUAUUUUUGUUUAGUAUGGAGGCUUCUGAAUUAUUAAAAGCAAUUACCGUAGCAAAUGGUGAUCUUACAGUUACACUUGGAAAUUUCUUUUCAAAAGAAGAUACACAACUAAAAGCACCUACUGAUUUAUCAAUGUUUGAACGAUUAAAAGGAUCAUUAAAAUCUUUCCUUACACAACAAAUGACACCACAGACAUCUCCAAGCAGUGGGACGAUUUUGGAUAUGGUUCCUGAAAUUAAAUAUGAAGAAGACGAAAAAUACAUAAUCUUUUUUUAUAAUCUACGUGCUGAAAUGAUCAAUGAUCCACUUGGCGGGGAAAUAAGGAUUACAUCGUCGUACAUAUCUGUUCCACUUACAACAGAAUCGGAAGAAAACACAUUAAUAGAAAAACAAUGGCGACAAUUAAAAGAAGUUUUUAUUAAUCAUAUAUAUUUGAAUGUCAAACAGAAAGCAGGUUUACAAAUCAGAAGUUUUAUAUUAGAAAGUUAUUAUAAUUGGGUAGUAAAGUCACGAGGCGCGAAUAGUGAUACAUUAAAAAUAUCAUUGCAAGAUAAAGUUGCGUGGUUCUUAAAGGAAUUAGCUGUAGUUGUACCAAAUCCGUCCAUUAUGAAAAUGGACCAGUUAAUGGAUUUUAAUAAACAAAAAUUGUUGAAACAGUAUUUGUUAACAAAAAUGGAUAUUAUGGUUUUGAAUAUGAAAACGGUUACAACAAUGCUACAAACAAUGCGAUCUGGAAGUCUAAAUACUAAACAGUUAGUCAAAAUUUUCGAACUUAAUGCUGUUCAAGCUGGUAACUAUAAGUUUUUGAGACAAUUACCAGGUAUUUUUGACAUGGAAGACGAAAUUAUCAGAGAACAUCUUGCUUUGUUAGAUCGUAUUAAUAAAGCUGCGUAUAAGAAAUAUCGUGAAGUAUUAGCUGAUGGAGCACAAGAAAAUUUAGAAAAACCUGUAAUAGAUAAAAAUUUUUAUUAUGAUACAAUAAUUGAUAAUUGGCAAAAAGAUUUGAAAAAUUUUGACAAAUUAGAUGUAUUAAAGAAAACUAAUGGACAAAAUUCUAUGAUCACAGAAUUUAUGACAGAUAGUAAUGAAAAUAGUAAAAGAGAAAUUAAAUCAAAAGAUACUUCUAAAAUGUCUAAAAGGAAGGAAGAUGUUAAAGCAGGAAAAUUUGAAGAUUUUGAAUAUUUUAUAUUAACAGAAAUAGAAAAAGCUGUGAAAGAUUCAGAACAAGACAGUAUUAGAAAAUUCCCAGAACAUAUUGAUAUUUCAAGAGAUAUGACAGAUAACACAAGUAAAGAAGCUAUUAAUUCAAAUAAAGUAGUUUUGAAUGUUUCUUCUCAAAAUCAAAGUAAAACUGAUAUGUUAAAAAAUAGAUUAAAGUAUCAAAUUGAAUUUAUAAAAAAUAAGAUUGAAGAUUUUACAAAAAAUAUAGAUUCUUUAACAGAUUUUACUAAAAUCACAAAUUCUUUAGAAAACGUACAAUCAAAUAAUAUUGAUUUUCAAGAAACAAUUAAUAAUAAUAGUGCUGACAAGCAAGCACAUAAAGAAUCCUUGUUAACUAACAAUGAUUUCAAACUAACAGAUGGAAAGACAAAUUCUCCAAAUAUUGAAACGAUAAAAAAAGAUAAAAAUGAGAUAUUACAAAACAUUGGAAAAGAAAUAGUUGAGGCACAAUAUCGGAAAAAUCCGAAUAUUGAACAUUCUGUUCAUUUAAAUACAAAUACAAACUAUAAAACAUUUCCUUCUAAACUGCCUAAAGAACAUAAAAACCAAAUAUUGACAUCCAAAGAAAAAGAGAAUAAAAAGUCUAUUAAUAUUCAACAAGAAUCUUCCAAUUCAAAUUAUAAUUCUGUAGAUGAAGAUAAAUUGCAACAUGGUCAAAAUAUAAAUGAAGUUAAAAGUAAGAAAGUCGAUGUACAGAAACACAAGGUAAAACAUAUCGACGAUGAAUUAUAAUGAAAGAUUUUAUGUUUCAAGAUCAUAUAUAAGUAUUAGAAAAGAUAUUGUGAAUAAAUUUCAACAAUCUUGGUAAUUCUUUUCAUACUGCAUUUGAUAUUUUUACACAAAAAUCGAAUGUAUAUGUAAUGAGCUUCAAUGGUUUUAUAUACACGAAUUCUUAUUCUAAUUACGGAAUUAAUUAUCUAAUGAAAAAAUGGUAUGAAUGACGUCAAAUGAAAACGUCUGUUAAACUAGUGCUUAUCAAAGAAUCUAAUUUCAUUUUUUAUUUAAAAUAAAUUAGUGCAAUUACAAGAAAAAGUAAAACUGUAUAAUAUAUACGAAUAUCCUAUGCAAAAUGUUUAUCUUAGUAAGGUUGUGAUGAAAUGUUCUGUUAAGGUUCCAAUGGGUGUAAAUUUUAUAUGUACCAUUUAAACGUAACAUGUUUCUUGUGCACAUUAUAGUACAAUAAUGGUAUAUUGUUUUUUUCUUAAGUUAAACAUAGUUUUAAUUAUUAUAAUUGCAUAAUUACAAUUUUAUUUUUUUAUGCUUUUAUGCUGCAAUCAUGUGCCAUGAAUAAAUGAAUAAUUUGGCAAAUAAUAUAUAUUACACUAAUUGUUAGCAGUGUAAUUUUAAUUUAUGUUCUAAACAAAAAUAUAAGUAAUGAUAAUUAACAAAUAAUUUUAAAUUAGAAAUAACAUAAAAAUGAAUUUUUUUUGUUAAAUACAAU